UUAAUUUAGAGCAAAUUACACCUGCUUCUCUUGCCUUGACUUAUUACACUGCAUCAUUUCCGUUAAAUUGCAUUACUUUUGUUUCCAUGGGCCAACUCCGUCAAGUAACAGUAUUAAUUUUAAGUGAAAUGUCAAAAGGGGCCAUUCUCACUUAAUCUCUUCCCACCCUUCAAACCUCUCACGUCCCAAUCCCUAAUCCCGCACUCUUCCACCACCAGACACACCUGACUCGCUGUCGGGCCACCCGGAUCUGCUGCAGAGCGACACUAAGUGGAGCUUCGUCGACCUCACCCAACCUCCUUCCUCGCGUGCUCGACGACCGCCCUAUCCUGGCUACGCUCGCCACCGUCAUUAUGGCGUUGCUCGUCCUCACCUGUGUUAGAACGUGACAAUGCAUGUGGUUUUUCAGAUCUAAAGGAGAAAAGGGGAUAUCGGAUGGAUUACGGUAGAGAAAAGCCAAAAGGGAAACAUAUCUAAAGGACAAAGGGGAAACCGGAAAAUUUGCAGAUCUUGCCUCACCAACGUCGCCCUCCACUCCUUCAAUAGUGGCCGUGAUGUUUUAGGAAUGGUGGGGGAGAAACAAAAAAAAGCAUCUUGGUCACUGUUCAGUCCUCCUCAAGUAAACACUGUAAACAAAGAAACACAAAGAUUUCUAGUUUAUAAUUUAUAAAUAAACCCUCAAGCCACUAGGAAGCGCGAGUUGUGAGUGAUAAUCGAGCAAAAGAAAAUUAAGCAAUGGGAUUGAAGGCCAUGCCAAUGCAACUUACCAUGCUGUUGCUGAUUGCUCUAGCAGAAGCAGCUGACCAAGCCCUGCCUGGCUGCUCGAACUCUUGCGGAAGCGUUUCACAAAUUCCGUAUCCAUUUGGCAUGGGCAACUCUUCCGUCACCGGUGAGAAUUGUUUCUUGGAGGACCCAUUGGAACUCACUUGCAGAGAUUCCACUUUAUAUCACGGAAACGGUAACGUCCAAAUUCUGAACAUAACCCUCGACGGUAAAAUGGACAUGCUUUUCUUCGUCUCGAAGGUUUGCAAAAAAAAAUCUGCUGGCGGAGUAGAAACAGAAGGUAAUGAAGCUACUCUCACAACUCCGGCUUUCGCCAUUUCUAGCGAGGACAACAAGUUCGUCAGCGUAGGGUGCGACACUUACGGCUACCUCAACAGCUAUCGCGACGGCACCAAAUCUUCAAUGGGGUGCUUGACAAGAUGUGACAGCAGAGAGAGCGUGCGAAACAUGCAGAGAGAUGGAAAAUGUACCGGAAUUGGAUGUUGCCAGAUCGAUAUACCACCUGGAAUGAAGAACAUUAGUUUACAAACAUUCACCUAUAACAAUUUCAAUUCCUCUUCCGACUUCAACAAAUGCAGCUAUUCCUUUGUGGUGAAAAAUGGCAACUAUACUUUCUCGAUGGAUCAUUUAAAAGGACUCCCGUUCAAUAAAGCACCCUUUGUCGUAGAUUGGACUGUUGGAAACCAGACAUGUGGCAUUUCCAAGGGUAAACUCGACUAUGCGUGCAGAAAUAAUAGCGAUUGUGUGGACUCGGGAUAUGGUUACCGAUGCAAAUGUAAAGAAGGCUUUGAAGGAAACCCAUACCAUCCCGAUGGUUGCAAAGACGUUGACGAAUGUAAGAUAGGCAAUCAUGCAUGCAUAAGUGAAAAAAAUUGUCUGAACACCAAUGGAUCCUACAUAUGUUUCUGUCCGAAGGGGCAAUCCGGAAAUGGAACAAAGGGAGAAGGGUGCCACCAACAAGAUGUUGUUACCAAGGUAGUCAUAGGAGUAGCAGCAGGAAUUGUUAUUCUAUUUGUGGGGACUACUUCAUUGUACUUGACAUACCAGAAAAGGAAACUCAUCAAACUUAGAGAGAAAUACUUUCAGCAGAAUGGUGGUUCCAUUUUACUACAGAAACUCUCUACAAGAGAAAACUCCCAAAUUCAAAUUUUCACAAAACAAGAACUAAAGAAGGCCACCAACAACUUUGACGAGAGCUUAAUCAUUGGCAAAGGAGGUUUUGGUACAGUUUUCAAAGGACAUCUAGCAGAUAACAGAAUUGUUGCUAUCAAGAAGUCCAAAAUAGUUGAUAAGAGCCAAAAUGAACAAUUUGUUAACGAGGUGAUUGUUCUAUCACAAAUCAAUCAUAGAAAUGUGGUCAAACUACUGGGAUGUUGUUUAGAGACAGAAGUUCCUUUACUGGUUUAUGAAUUUGUUAACAAUGGUACCCUUUUUGAUUUUAUACACACCGAAAGAAAGGUAAAUGAUGCAACUUGGAAAACCCGUGUAAGGAUAGCAGCAGAGGCAGCUGGAGCUCUAGCAUAUCUGCAUUCAGAAGCCUCAAUACCCAUUAUCCACCGAGAUGUGAAGACUGCUAACGUACUGUUGGAUGACACUUACACUGCCAAAGUAUCUGAUUUUGGAGCUUCAAAAUUGGUUCCACUUGAUCAAACUGAAUUAGCCACAAUAGUGCAAGGAACGAUUGGUUACUUGGACCCAGAGUACAUGCAAACCAGCCAACUAACGGAGAAAAGUGAUGUCUAUAGCUUUGGGGCAGUGCUUGUAGAGCUGUUAACAGGGGAGAAACCUUAUUCUUUUGGCAGGCCUGAAGAGAAAAGAAGUCUUGCUAACCACUUUCUAUCUUGCUUGAAAGAGGAUUGCCUGUUUGAUGUUCUUCAAGAUGGCAUUUUGAAUGAAGAAAAUGAAAAGGAGAUUAAGAAGGUUGCUUUUCUUGCUGCAAAGUGCUUGAGAGUUAAAGGGGAGGAAAGACCUAGCAUGAAGGAAGUGGCAAUGGAGUUGGAGAUGCAUCAGUGGAUUAAUACAGACGCAAAUCUAAAGGAGUCUGAUUACUUGGUUCACAAGGUAUCAUCUAUCGUUUCCGAGCCUGGUGAUAGCAGCAGCCAUCAAGAGUAUGACAGCAUUAGGGAUCAAGUACUACCUUCUUUGGGUGAUGGAAGAUGAUGCCUUGGCAUCAUACACUCCAUUUUAUAUCAAAGUUCUGUUACAACCUUUUGAAUCUUUAUGAAAAAUCCAUUUAAUUGUUUUCAUGAGUGUGUAUUUGUGUGUACGUAUGUAUUCUAGUAUGCUAUAUAUGCACUUAGUAUGUAUGUAUGUAUUCUACUUUGUGCGUAUGUAUGUAUGUCUGGAUUGACUAAUUGUUUAAGCUUCUAAUCAACGGUUUUUGCUAAUUCAUGGCAUAAUUAACU
This is a messenger RNA of Glycine soja, 3188 nucleotides long. Its product is annotated as putative wall-associated receptor kinase-like 16. Gene Ontology annotation, biological process: protein phosphorylation; cell surface receptor signaling pathway. Gene Ontology annotation, cellular component: plasma membrane. Lineage: Eukaryota; Viridiplantae; Streptophyta; Magnoliopsida; Fabales; Fabaceae. Bases 736 to 2943 code for a protein of 735 amino acids. The transcript has 4 exons. The record is from RefSeq and is a predicted model, not a curated record. Gene Ontology annotation, molecular function: ATP binding; protein serine/threonine kinase activity; calcium ion binding.